AGUCUUCUGGUCGGAUGUUCAGAAUCAGAUGCGCUGAAUGAGGAGUACAAUCUCAUAGCAACCAAGCAAAAUGAAGACUCCAGUCGGUGUUCUCAGGCUGCCAAGAGGACCGGAGCCAAACAGUCGAGGGUUUGACCCAAAUUCUCCUCGUUUCCAGGCUCUCUGCCCCACAUCUCUGACCUCCUCAUCUUCAUCCUCCUCUGUGGACGUUGAAGAGCAGCGGCUGCGGGCGGAGCAGCGCGAGCAUUUUCUGCGGACUCUCCUCCUCAUGACGGACAAACGCGUCGACUUUCAGCUGCUGGAGAAGCUGCGCAUGCGCGGUCGGUUCGGCGCCUCAGACAUCGAUGUGCUGAAUUUUCAGGUGUCCGAUCUGGAGACUCCGCUCGGCGUGCAGAAAGAGGCUCUUCUCAGGUGUCACGAUAUUAUUUCCUGCUCGUUUGAACUGUAAAGAUUCCCAUCUCACCGCUAGAUGACGCUGGAGGACUCUGCUUGUUCCCGGACUGAAGGUUUAACGGGUUCAUGGAACUUUCUCGCCGGUUUCACUGGGGUUUUUGGUCACGCUGUGGUUUGUAAUAAAACGUUUGCAAUGUA
Molecule: messenger RNA, 591 nt
Organism: Danio rerio (zebrafish)
Lineage: Eukaryota; Metazoa; Chordata; Actinopteri; Cypriniformes; Danionidae
Gene: gemin7
Product: gem (nuclear organelle) associated protein 7
Cellular component (GO): SMN-Sm protein complex
Source: RefSeq, marked validated